Molecule: messenger RNA, 243 nt
Organism: Darwinula stevensoni
Lineage: Eukaryota; Metazoa; Arthropoda; Ostracoda; Podocopida; Darwinulidae
Source: the annotation of a GenBank genome assembly
AUGAAGAAAGCCCAACCUCUCAUGGGAGACACGAACUUUCAAGAACUCAUUCAGGUCCUACGUGAUUUUGGCGGCAUCGAUCUAGCAAAUAAACUGGAACAAGAACGGAAGAAUCAGUCCAAGGAAGAAGAUGGUGAACUUGCAAAGGACCUGAUUUCCAGGGGAACAAUUACAACUGAAGAAAUGUCUCCUGUCCUCGAGAGCGUGCCAAUUAAUGACGCCGGAAGUAGACCUACAUCGUAA